Misgurnus anguillicaudatus (oriental weatherfish) is the source of this 868-nucleotide messenger RNA. NCBI's taxonomy places the organism in Eukaryota, Metazoa, Chordata, Actinopteri, Cypriniformes, Cobitidae. The record is from RefSeq and is a predicted model, not a curated record.
AUGGCGUGCCCUUUUGAUGAGGAUCCUGUGGACGUAGAAGCACAGAUUAUACGGGGUUUUUUUCGCCGUGAGAGGGGAGUUUUCUAUACAAUGUGGGCGAUGCAGAGCAUGCGGGAAAGGCAACCGUGUGUAGAGCCGUUCGUACGCAUGGCACUGAAACGGUUGCUACACACUUUUGUACAGUUCCCUGGUCAUAAACCUGUGCCCUUUAUUAAAGAGGAAUUCCACAGGGUGGCAGGGUUCCCAAAUGUGAUUGGGUGCAUUGAUGGCACUCACAUUCCUAUUAAAGCUCCAUCUAUCAAUGAGGGAGACUAUGUUAAUAGGAAGUCUGUGCAUAGCAUCAAUGUGCAGGUAAUAUGUGAUGCAACCCACCUCAUCACUAAUGUUGAGGCAAAAUGGCCUGGAUCUGUACAUGAUGCCAGAAUAUUUAGAGAGUCAUCUCUGUGCAACAAAUUUCAACAGGGACACUUCUAUGGUUACUUGCUGGGGGACAGAGGAUACCCUUGCCUUCCCUAUAUGAUGACACCCUACCCUGAUCCUGAGCCCGGACCCCAGACACGCUUCAACCGGUCUCACUGCAGAACACGGGCCAAGGUGGAGAUGACAAUAGGCAUUCUGAAGGCGAGGUUUCAGUGUCUGCGUGGGCUCAGGGUCACUCCAAAUAGGGCAUGUGACAUCAUAGUUGCUUGUGUGGUACUUCACAACAUUGCCACAAUAAGAGGAGAAAGGCAUCCCCCCUGUCCUGAUGAAAAUGACCUAGAUGAAAACCCAUUCAAUCUAGCAGACAACAGAGAUGGCAGAAUGCUUAGAGACAUGAUUUGUCAAAAUCACUUUAUUUGAUUCUCUAUUUCUUCAUAUCCUGAAAUAA